Messenger RNA from Paramecium sonneborni, 837 nucleotides. Lineage: Eukaryota; Ciliophora; Oligohymenophorea; Peniculida; Parameciidae. The record is from the annotation of a GenBank genome assembly.
AUGUUCAAUAUGUUUAAAAAGAAAGAACAGACCUAAUAAUAAACAGCCCCUCCACCAUUACCUAUUCAAUAACAAUAAUAAAUUCAAUAAUAGCCUCCUAAUGCUCCUACUCAAUAACCAGCUACAAAAGGAUCAAUGUUUAAAGGAAGUCUUAAGGUAAAAGCACAGCCUCUUUAAACCUAAGAAAUCCAAUAAUAACAACCCUUGCCUCAAACAUAGUAAACUUAAUUAGUUUAAACUUAAUCCAAUUCAGAUAUUAUAUCCCCAGAAAGUGAUGCUUAUAAGUAAUAAUAUAAUUAAGUGGAAACACCUACUCCAUAAGAUGAAUCAAAUCUCGAGCAAAAAAUAGAAGUUAAAAUAAAUGUUGAAGAGGUCAAAAAAAAACCAACAGGCUUUGGUUUCUUAAAAAAAAAAUAACCUGAACAACCAAUUCAUACAGAUGAAUCUUUAUAAGAAUAAGUGGAAAGUUAAAUUAUUUAUGGAAUUCAAGUUAAAUAAAAUCAAGUUCAAGAAGUCAAUAAAUAAUAGGAUUACAAUCAUGAGUAGUAAUCUUAAUUAUAAAAUAACUCACCNAAUGAAUUUAACUUGAGCUAAUUAAUCUCCUCUGAAAUCAUAAUUAUCUUACUUAUCACAUAUCUUAUUUAACAAAGUCUCUCAGCAUAAUCAAAAUUUCUAUAGGCUUCCUGUUUUUAGUUCUAAUUUUCAUUCACUCAGAAACUAUAUUAAAUAAAAUCGCAAUUUUUAAUUGUUUUUUCCAUUCAAUUUUAUUAAUAUACUAUUGAUAUUCUCUCCAUUAUCAUAAUAUUGAGGUUCCAACUAUUAAUAAAUAUAAAAUGA